AUGAGCUACAUCGCGCGCCGUGGUCUCUCGACCCUCAUCCCCCCCAAGGCUCUCGGUGCCAACCCCAACGCCGUCAAGAUGGCCAACGUUGUCAAGUUCUACGAGAGGCUCCCCCAGGGCCCUGCCCCCCAGGUUCAGGCCAAGGGCAUCCUCGGCCGCUACCAGGCCAAGCACUUCGACGGCAAGAACGCGUCGGCGAAGCCCAUCAUCCACGCCAUUGCCGUCCUCCUCGUCCUUGGCUAUGCCCAGAACUACUACUUCCACCUUCGUCACCACAAGAACAACGCUCACUAA
Messenger RNA from Verticillium dahliae VdLs.17, 294 nucleotides. Its product is annotated as mitochondrial F1F0 ATP synthase subunit F Atp17. The transcript is spliced from 4 exons. Gene Ontology annotation, biological process: proton motive force-driven ATP synthesis. The record is from RefSeq and is a predicted model, not a curated record. Bases 1 to 294 code for a protein of 97 amino acids. NCBI's taxonomy places the organism in Eukaryota, Fungi, Ascomycota, Sordariomycetes, Glomerellales, Plectosphaerellaceae.